Brienomyrus brachyistius is the source of this 4304-nucleotide messenger RNA. RefSeq names its product ubiquitin-conjugating enzyme E2 H. Gene Ontology annotation, molecular function: ubiquitin conjugating enzyme activity. Lineage: Eukaryota; Metazoa; Chordata; Actinopteri; Osteoglossiformes; Mormyridae. Gene Ontology annotation, biological process: protein polyubiquitination; ubiquitin-dependent protein catabolic process. Gene Ontology annotation, cellular component: nucleus. Bases 236 to 787 code for a protein of 183 amino acids. The record is from RefSeq and is a predicted model, not a curated record. The transcript has 7 exons.
AAAUACUGCGUCAAUGGCGGAGGGAUAGAGGCUUUAGGACAGAGAGCAAGAGAGGCAGCGGAUACCAAGAUAGCGAGAAAUAGCUGCGGAGCGAAAGUGGGGGUUGCGUUGAAUAAUUUUGUGUGGUCUGCGAUUUGCUGAGGCAAAUGAAAAACAACAAAUAAUACAAAACUCCGCCGUUCAAACGACCGAGAGAGGAGAUCAUUACAUUGUUAUUCUACAGAGGAAUAUAAAAAUGUCGUCUCCAAGUCCGGGUAAAAGGCGAAUGGAUACCGACGUGGUGAAACUCAUUGAAAGCAAGCAUGAAGUCACCAUCUUAAGUGGGCUCAAUGAAUUCGUAGUGAAGUUUUACGGACCACAAGGAACGCCAUAUGAAGGCGGAGUGUGGAAAGUGCGAGUAGACCUACCGGACAAAUACCCCUUCAAAUCUCCAUCUAUAGGAUUCAUGAAUAAAAUUUUUCAUCCCAACAUCGAUGAAGCGUCAGGAACCGUGUGUCUAGAUGUCAUUAACCAGACGUGGACGGCCCUGUACGAUCUAACCAAUAUCUUUGAGUCGUUCCUGCCUCAGCUGUUGGCGUACCCCAACCCCAUCGACCCCCUGAAUGGGGAUGCUGCUGCCAUGUAUCUCCACCGACCAGAGGAGUACAAACAGAAAAUCAAAGAAUACAUCCAGAAAUAUGCAACGGAGGAGGCGCUGAAGGAGCAGGAGGAGGGUGCCGGGGACUCUUCGUCAGAGAGCUCCAUGUCAGAUUUUUCGGAGGAUGAGGCCCAGGAUAUGGAGUUGUAGUACAUUGCGGCUCCCUUAAACAACAGACUAUAUGGUUCCCUAACCCUGAGAAGCAGACUAUGAUAUUCAUAUUUAAACAAGGCAAUUUUUUUUUAUUACUAAAACAAGGAUUUUUAUGGAUAUAGCGUUGGUGUGUAUCUCACCCUGUAUGUGUUCCUCAUUUUCCCGGUCAUCUGUCCGCCCGAGGCGCAUUAGCGUUCCCACAUUCCGCUGCAUUAGCCUCGUAGCCUGACUGCAUGCGCCGCGCUGCCCUCCAGUCUACUUCGCUCACGUGCAGCCGAACACUGUAGGACACGACGGGAAACCUCUCGCGGCGAGGCUGCGGGUAAUGCUUGAGUGUGCUCCACCUCUCCGCGACCGAUGCGCCGAAAACCCGGGGGGGGGGGGGGGGGAGGAGGGGGGGACAUAAAUUUAGGAUGUCGCGGAUGGUUGUCGCAUCAGGAAUGGGAUGUGAAGCUCCCUUCCGUUUAAUCUCCCCCCUUGAGACGUUUUUGUGUCGUUUUUUUUGGUUCAGAUUGGAUACAUCCGUUAAACACUGUCUAACAGGUUCACCGCUUGCUAUGUCUUUGCACUUAGCACAACUCUGCUGUAAAAGGCCGUUCUGGAUGGGAUUUCGUUGCUUUCAGAAGUUGUUGGAAUAGGAAUCAUAAAAAUGGGAAAUGCGGCUUCAAGAACAAUUUCAAGUGGGUUUUUUUUUUUUCUGCCCUCGGAUCAGAUUUUAAGAUGCCAUAAUUCUUUUCACAUUUGGAUCCUUUGAGCCGUACCGAAAGAAAGCAAACAUUUAAGAAGCGGCCGUUGUCCACUCCAAGGGAGAAUGAUUUCUGAAACCAUUUGGCUGGUAUGUUAAUCUGCUGACUGUCGAGCCCCCCCCCCCCCCCCCCUCCAAGAUUUAAAAGAUUUUGUUUCUACCUAUAGGUGGGCUUUCUUGAGUGUAUUGCUAGGGGGAGGUGUAAAUGAACGAGGUAUGACUGUCCCGUCUCUGCGUGUGCUGUACCUGCCCCGGCCAGGACCUCCGAGUGUGACUGCACAGCCAAAUGCGCCUGUCAGACCACGUAGCCGGAAACAUCCUCUGCUGGUUUUGAAGACGGAGCCGCAUUUAGGCAGACGGACAGGGUCUAAUGGUGUCUGUUAAGCACAGAGACUUUUCUACUUUUCCUCCGUCAGAGCGAGUGGAAUCUCGUCUUCCCAAGUGUCCGCCUCCCGCUCCCGAACUUCAUCUUCUCAGUUUUUGGAAAACCUGUGCGUCUCUCUCUCUCCCUCCCUCUCUCUCUCUCUCUCUCUCUCUCUCUCUCUCUCUCCCUCCUCCCUCUCACCCCCCCCCGUCUCUGAACAUCCUUUUGUACUUUGUGGCAUGAUACAGAAGUGAAGUUGUGUAGGGCUUUGAGCUAGUAUACUAUAAAAAGAUAAAGUCCAGCUUGAAUAUCUUCUGUUCGAAGGCUAGAGUAACGUAUGUAAAGCGUAGUGAAUUACUUGGCUACUCACUAGAUGGUGGUAAACGCAGGGGAAUUUUCAGGUCUUUGUUACUGUGUUACACUUUAAUCAACUUGCCUAUCGCUUGUGCUAAACUAUAAUAGGUGUUUGACUUACGUAGGGAUAGUUAGUUUGCUGGGUGGUGAAUUCAAAUUUAAAAAUGUCUGGAUUUAUUACUUGUUUGGCUUGUUUGAACUAAUGUCCUGUCAAGGAAAAUAUAAGUAAUUUUUGUUUAUUAAUUCUAUUCUGUGGUUUAAAAAAAAGAUACCCAAAGAUGUUAACAUCCUUUCUUUUCCCUUUAUGCAAGUUUUGGAAACAUGUACAGGUCAGUGUUUGAUACCAUAUGGGGAUUUGGUUUAGACAAAACAUGACAUUACACCAUGGAAGGAGAGCUGCCCAGGUGUGUCUCUGCUUAUAUGAAGAAAUUAUAUGUUAAACCAGUAGAAUGCAAUCUAUGCCACAAUGGAAUAAAAGAUGAACUUUUUUUAUUUAGAUUUUUUUUAUUUUAAAUCCCCCAUCUGUUUCCCUCUCUAAGACUCCAAUGGGCUUGAACAAUAAUGGGAAUUAGAUGGUCCAAUUUGGUCUUGACUAGAAUCCAAACAUCCAAAUUGGGUCAGCCAGUUGAUGUAUGCCCAGUUAAGCUACUGGUUCUGGCCUGCAGCCUGGGAAACUAAGUGUGCUGAACUGACUGGUCAUUCAUGGCUUGUUCAACAUGCCUAUCAGUAGCAGACUGCUUUGAGCUCUGGGUUGUCCAUCUUUAUUUUUCAGUGAAAAGAGUGGCUUUUUAUACCAAAACGCAUUGUUCCAGUCCAGGUUCUGCAGUUCCUUCACGUACCAUAAGAGUAAAUUUGAAUUCUUCCAUCCCCCUUCCCAUUUUGUGUGGUUUUAUAAAUAUUUUUUGCAGCAUUGUAUUACAGUUCUUAAGUAAGAAACAGGAAAACAUGGUUCAUAAUUUGAAGGAACAUCUCUGGAAUGUUACACAGUUUAAGAAUUCUCUGUCCUGGCUCCUGUCCCUCAGAACGAGGGACACAAAAACACACUUUUUUAGGACCAUGUCGUCGUUUCUGUAGUAAACUUUUUGAGCAGUGCAUGGCAACAUUGUUACAUGACAAUCUGUGUAGGCCAUUAGCAACUGAACGCUAGCUCCCCCCCUUAAAAAAAAAAGAGUAUAUAUUUGUUUGUUUUUUUUAGUCCUAAAUUUAAGGUCUUAAAUGAGAAAAAAUAUCCAAGACUCUGAAAGAACCUUAAAUAUGCUUCCCAUGUAAAUUUAUUAAAUAAAUAAAAUUAUCUGAUUAUGUCUGUUGCAGGAUUAUUUUUUUUUCUUCCUCCUAAAAUGAGUUCAGACCAUUGGCUGUCAGGUGUCCCUCCCCAGCUGUACUUAAACCCGAGUCAGUGUGGUGGAUGGAACAGGAACGGUGGCCUUGCAUGUUCACCACUGUGGUUCCAAGACCCCAAUCCCCAAACCAGCACCAUACCCAUCAGUGCACAGUCCGCCCUCUUGACUGUGCCAGCCUGUUUCUGUUUAUCUUGGCGCGAGAGAGCAGUCGUCCGUCGGGGGUGCCGGAUCGCUGAGAUUCCCUAGGUGCGGCCCUCUGCACCCUUACCGAUCUGCCCGCCCGUCUCGGUGCAGAUCUGUUAUGGGUCUGGGGGGGCGUCCACAGCACGGACAGCCAGCAGUCACGGCGACUCGCUCGACUCUCAUCAAGCCUUGGAAUUGUUCAUCUGUAACACGUUGUGUCCCAGUUUGGUCUUUGGGGACAGACAGUCCACGUUUUUGCUGGGAGCAGGGAGGGAGCAAAAAUGUGGUCUGCAGGUCCCCGAGGACCGGAUUGGGAAUCGCUGAGGUAAUGACCACAGAACCCUUUCUUAGGUUUUUCUUGCAUUUUCUUUUUUUUUUUAUUCACUUUACUUUGAAUUGUGACGUAUGGGACAUGGUCAAAGGUGACAAAUGCCCUCAAAUAUGAUUAAGACCUUUGAAAUAGUUGUGUAUAAAUAAACUGUAAAAACUUUUUUUUUUUAAUAAAAAGAGCAAUGUAUAUGGAUCUCA